Messenger RNA from Ylistrum balloti, 962 nucleotides. RefSeq names its product syntaxin. Bases 56 to 928 code for a protein of 290 amino acids. Gene Ontology annotation, molecular function: SNAP receptor activity; SNARE binding. NCBI's taxonomy places the organism in Eukaryota, Metazoa, Mollusca, Bivalvia, Pectinida, Pectinidae. The transcript has 10 exons. Gene Ontology annotation, cellular component: endomembrane system; plasma membrane; SNARE complex. Gene Ontology annotation, biological process: intracellular protein transport; exocytosis; vesicle fusion. The record is from RefSeq and is a predicted model, not a curated record.
AUUUUACCGUUUUACACCAUCUGCGACAAGUUAGGUUAAAAACCUUCCAUGCAAGAUGACCAAAGACCGACUAGCGGCUUUAAAGGCGGCACAAAGCGACGAUGAAGAAGCUGAUGAUGUUGCUGUUAAUGUGGAUAGUAGCGGCUUUAUGGAGCGAUUCUUCGGACAGGUGGAAGAGAUCCGUGGAAUGAUUGAUAAAAUUUCUGAUAAUGUGGAAGAGGUCAAGAAAAAACACAGUGCCAUCUUGUCUGCUCCACAAUCGGAUGACAAAACAAAGGAAGAGCUGGAGGAACUUAUGACAGAUAUCAAGAGAACAGCUAACAAAGUCCGUGGGAAAUUAAAAGUUAUUGAACAAAACAUAGAACAAGAGGAGCAUUCCAACAAAUCAUCUGCAGACCUUAGAAUACGAAAGACACAACACGCCACAUUAUCACGUAAAUUUGUGGAGGUUAUGAACGAUUACAAUUCGUGCCAGAUAGACUACCGUGAGCGAUGCAAAGGACGCAUUCAGAGGCAGCUGGAGAUCACUGGAAGAACUACAACAAACGAGGAGCUAGAAGAUAUGUUAGAAUCAGGGAAUCCAGCAAUAUUUACGCAAGGGAUCAUAAUGGAAACCCAACAAGCAAAACAGACGCUAGCAGACAUAGAAGCACGUCAUAAUGACAUUAUAAAAUUGGAGACAAGUAUACGAGAGCUUCAUGAUAUGUUUAUGGACAUGGCAAUGCUUGUGGAACAACAGGGAGAAAUGAUAGAUCGUAUAGAGUACAACGUGGAACAAGCUGUAGACUAUAUAGAAACGGCCAAGAUGGAUACAAAGAAGGCAGUACGCUACCAAAGUAAAGCUAGGCGGAAAAUGAUAAUGAUCGUAGCUUGUGUUGUAGUUCUUGUGGUCAUAAUUGUCAUCAUAAUAAUUACACAAGUUGCCUAGGAAUGCACCACAUGACCCAACACAACCAUUCUGA